This is a messenger RNA of Erigeron canadensis, 847 nucleotides long. RefSeq names its product protein DMP3-like. Lineage: Eukaryota; Viridiplantae; Streptophyta; Magnoliopsida; Asterales; Asteraceae. The transcript has a single exon. The record is from RefSeq and is a predicted model, not a curated record. Bases 28 to 681 code for a protein of 217 amino acids. Gene Ontology annotation, biological process: endomembrane system organization.
ACUACAUAUUUUCUUUUACAAAAUACAAUGUCUCUUAGAGCUAGGCCAGUAGCAAAUGCAUCAUCCUCGUCCGACGACAAGGUUGAGACAAUCGUCCCCGACAGCCCUAGACCACCACCGACGCCACCACCACCAACUUUAUCACAAUGGGCUAUAUCACAAACAUUGGCUAGUACAGCCCAACUAGCCAACCUCCUUCCCACAGGAACCCUCUUAGCUCUCCAAACCGUAACACCAAUCUUCACAAACCACGGUUCGUGUGACGCUGUCACACGUCCACUCACCGCCAUCCUCCUCAUCUUUCUCACUUUAGCUUGUUUCCUUGCAAGCUUCACAGACAGUUUCAAGUCAGAUGGUCAAGUCUUCUACGGAUUUGCAACGUUUAAAGGCAUGUGGGUGUUUGAUUCCCAAACCGCAGCAGCCUCACCUUCAGGUUUGCCAGAUUUGAGAAAGUACAAGUUAACCGCAAUUGAUUGGAUACAUGCCUUUGUAUCAGCCUUUGUGUUGGCAACUUUAGCUAUGCGAGAUAGAAGUGUGGUGAGUUGCUUUUAUCCAAAACCAAGCCAUGAAGUUCAAGAGGUUUUGGACAUUGUUCCAUUGGGGCUUGGUCUUGUUUGUAGUUUGGUGUUUGUAAUCUUUCCUUCCAAGAGACAUGGCAUUGGUUAUCCGGUCUCUCAUUAAUUAAUUUAAUCGUGUCUAGCUAGUCUAAAGAUUAUAUAUUCUUUCAAGAAACCUUGAUCAAAUAUUAGUUUUUCUUUUGUUUUUUAUUUUAACUUGGAUCUAGUCUGUUUGUACGUAACUAUAUAAUAAUGUCACAUGUACACCUUGUAUACAUGGUUAAUGAAAU